Messenger RNA from Eruca vesicaria subsp. sativa (arugula), 1584 nucleotides. The record is from the annotation of a GenBank genome assembly. Lineage: Eukaryota; Viridiplantae; Streptophyta; Magnoliopsida; Brassicales; Brassicaceae.
AUGCUUUCACUUCUAAGGAUUGAUCGUGUACUUGGGUUUACGAAUAGAUGUCUUAAAUCGAAACAAGAACAUUUCAGUAUCAUGAGCUUUAGAGGAAACGCUGUAAUGGAUGGAAGCAAGAAGCAAAAGAUGGUGAAUUUAGUGUGGAGACCUAUCUCCACUCAGUCCUCUUCAAAUGUUGAUUCAGAAGCUGGAAGUAAUGUCCAAGACGGUCAGUGUAGUAAAUCAAGUGGUGUUAUUGAGACAGCAUCAGCUGGAAAGCAUUCGGUUUCUCUUGAGGUUGGGGCUUCUUUGAUGAGGUUCAUCAAAGGGAAAGAAGGGACUACACAGAUGAAAAUUGAAGAGGAGAUGGGAGUGAAGAUCAUUUUUCCAUCAUCAAGAAACGAAGAUCACAUCAUCAUUGAAGGUGGUUCAGUGGACUGUUUGACCAAAGCUUCAGAAAGAAUAGCUACCAUUAUCGAUGAGGUUGUAAGGAGUCCGAGUCUUGACUACUCACACUUUGUAUCACUUCCAUUAGCCAUACAUCCUGAGUUAGUGGCAAAGCUAGUCAAUUUUCAGAAGUCUAUACUACAAGACGUCCAGCCAGUGGAUGAAACCACAAGUGUGGCGGUCAAUCUAAAAGCUAAUAGUGAGACAAGACAAGUCAAUGUGGAGAACAGGAGCAUACAAGUUGUCAGUUACCCACCUAAGGCAAAAGAAGCUACGUCGUCUACUUUGUUUGACUUGGGAAUUGAAAAGUCCAUAUUCAUUAAGCCGAAUACAUUUCACUUGACUGUGCUUAUGCUGAAGUUAUGGAACAAAGAUCGACUCAAUACGGCCCGUGAUGUUCUGAAGAGUAUAUAUCCUAGUGUGAUGGAUGCUUUGGAUAACCGGCCAUUAUUCAUUAGACUUAAAGGACUGGAUUGUAUGAGAGGAUCAUUAGCUAAGGCUCGUGUGCUGUACAUUCCUGUUGAAGAAAUUGGUGAUGAAGGCAGGCUUUUACGUGCUUGUAAAGUUAUAACUGAUGCAUUUGUGAAAGCUGGACUUGUUCUUGAAAAAGAUGCAAAUCAAAGCUUGAAGCUGCACGCAACCGUGAUGAACGCAAGGCACAGGAAAAGAAAGGACAAAAGAAAGAAGAUGGAUACGUUUGAUGCAAGAGAGAUACACAAGCAGUUCGGAAACGAAGACUGGGGAGAGUAUCUGAUCCAAGAAGCUCAUCUCUCUCAGCGUUUUGUGUUUGACCAGAGUGGUUAUUACCGUUGCUGUGCUUCCAUACCAUUUCCCGGAGAACACAGAGACUGAGAAGAAACAUUGAACCGGCCACAGUCUCACGUCUUAAUUUUUCUUGUCAGGUCUAAGUCCCAACAUGUGUCUGCUAUUUGUUUCUUUAUGACUUAGUAGAUCUGUGUGUGGUGUGUGGCAUCGUAUGAACUCUUACAACUUUUGAGAGGUGAACCAGAUUGUAAAGUUGUACCGGUCAUCUUGUGUUAACCAAAUAAGUGUCUUCGGUUUGGGCUGUCUUGGUCUUUAAUAAACCGAUCGAUAACGUUCUUGUACCUUUUUUUUUUUUUUUUUUACAAUUAAUACAUAUACUAGGUGUUUUUC